Pectinophora gossypiella (pink bollworm) is the source of this 16944-nucleotide messenger RNA. It is a transcript of the gene trx, whose product is annotated as histone-lysine N-methyltransferase trithorax. The transcript is spliced from 13 exons. NCBI's taxonomy places the organism in Eukaryota, Metazoa, Arthropoda, Insecta, Lepidoptera, Gelechiidae. The coding region runs from base 546 to 13859 and encodes 4437 amino acids. Gene Ontology annotation, cellular component: histone methyltransferase complex; nucleus. Gene Ontology annotation, biological process: positive regulation of DNA-templated transcription. Gene Ontology annotation, molecular function: DNA-binding transcription factor activity; protein binding; sequence-specific DNA binding. The record is from RefSeq and is a predicted model, not a curated record.
CCAUAACUGCCCUCCGAGAACCAGGUGUCGUUCACACCGCGGCCUCGCGCCUCGUCUCGUUAAUCACCCGUACUCGCUAUUGUUAAGUUCAGCCAUCUUUGUCAAAUUACGAGCGAUUCAUUUCAAUAAAUCGAGUUUGUGUGUGAUAUCAAAUGGAACAAAACGCAGUCUCUGUGUUAGCGACGCGUCGUGUGUGCAGUGGAAUCGUGAAUACGUUCUCUUUUGUUUUACUAACGUCGCUGACGCUCUGCUGAAUGGAAGCGUUACGACUUACAGCGUUAACGACCAGUCGACCAUUAAUAUGAUGGAUGAUGUCGUCUUUUGCAAAAAGAGUGCAAAGUGAUCGUUUUAGUAAAUAAUGUGAAGGGUUGUGGUAGUGUUUAUGUCCGGGCGUGCAUGCGAUGAGAACUGCGUCGUAAUUUGUCGUACACAUUGCAUAAAUGAGUGGAAUGGCGUUGCGGAGCGCGCGGGCCGGAGCAUGCGCGCCAGUUUCCUCGCGACCGCUGGGAACGCACUGAGUGUCCUUCGUUUACGUGCAAAUCAAAAUGGGAAGGUCGAGAUUCCCAGGGAAACCACUCAAGUUUCAGAACAGAAAACGUGUUAGUGUUUUAUCGGGCGCUGUUUAUCAUGAAACUAAUUCAGAAAAUCACCCGCCCAUCAGUGGCGGGGCUGUCAACGAUUUUACUGGGGAUAAAGAGGAAGAAGAAAAGAAAGAAAAUAAUAAUGAAAAUGAGAAGUUCCUAACUAGUGAAAAUAAACUGACUGUCAGUAUUGAAAACAUCAAAGAGGAUAAUUCAGAAAAAACUGACAGUGACUCAUCUAAAUCUCCAGUGCGAACUAGGUCACAGAACAAAAUGGAUCCACCGAAAAGUGAUAAACCUAAACCUUUAAAGAAAACAGUAACAUUUGGCACUGUUGAGAGCUGUGAAGAUAUCUUUCUGCCAUUAAAGAAAAUCCCACUAAAACAUCAUGCUCCUCUAGUGCCUAUCAUUAAAAAGAAGUCUUCCCUCAAACAAACAGAAUACUCUACCUUCAACAGCAUCCUCAAACCAGCCAAACUAACAGAUUUGAGUUCUAAAUCUACAUCUGAACAUCAAGAAGGUUACAUGAGGAAAAAUUUAAAUCCUUUAUCCAAACCUAUGAAUAAAUUUUCAAAUGUAAAUGAUAAUCGUUGCAUAUCACCACCUCCCAGAAAUGCUUCACCUAUAGAAAAGGAAGGUGGAUCAUCUUCCAAGUUUAUUCUGCCAGUGCGGAGUGCACACUCCUCCAGAGUUAUUAAACCUAAUAAGAGAUUUAUUGAUGGAGAAGACCAAACUACUGCAUCUAAUGGUGUGGGAUCUAGUAAGGUCCUCAAAAAACCUAAACUAAAGAGGGUUGUUUUUAACAACUUACCAGAUGAUGACACCCCAGAGGAGGAAUCUAAUGAAAAUGAGAAGGUUAAAGACAAACAUACUUCCAGUUUGUUCAAGGAUAAAACAACAAAUUCAUUCUCAGGACUAGGUUCUGGAUCUAGAAAUUCACAUGAUCUAUUUAAAUAUGAAAAAGAGGAAGAAUUGUCACAGGAUGAAAAUUCAAAUGUAGAAGAUCCUGAGAAUUUAAAGUCUACUGAUAAUAAAGAAGAGAAAGGUGGACAUGCAAUGAGAAAAUUGAUGGAUAUCUCAGAUGCAAGCAGCUCAAGUAGCACAAGUAGCGGCUCCGAAUCUGAAGACAGCUGGGAAAGCGAUAGUCCUACGCCGAGCGGUGACGAGGAAGAAAAAUCUCCUCCACAGAGUCCUGAGAAAGAAAAGACAUCUGCAUCACAACUCCUAAGAGGUAAAGUGAUAAUAAGGGAAGCAAGACUACAGUUGACCCCUCCGGCGCCACCUCCACCUGGUCCACCGGUGCCAGUAGGACCACCUGGGCCAUUUUCUACAGCUCCUCCUCCUCCAGCAAAGGAACCGCCUCCCAAUUUACCAACGACAGUAACGUGUGGCGUGUGUGGAGCCGUACGUUUCUACAGAUUCGUCAAACAAGCGCGAAAAUUUGGAAUAUAUUCUUGUGAAUCGUGCCGUAAAUUCAUAUCCAAAAUGGUGAGGAAAGAGAAACUAUGUCAGCGGCCGAAUGGCGUGAUGCAGUGCUUAAAAGGAGAAGGAAAUUGUAUUGUGCCUCCUGUAGUUCGAUCUCAACAAUGGAAGUUAAUGCGGUGCACUAAUAAGACCCGAUGCCCAGCCUGCUGGCUAAAGAUGUGUCUAAAGGCUUUCAAAGUUCCACCACACAUUAGGACUAGCUUGACUACCAUGCUGCCACCAUACAUGAGAGCGUCAUCGGCGCCAUCCGGACCGAUGUCUCAAGCGAAUCCAUUAAGGAUAGCAAGCAAUACAUCCUCUGGCCAGCCUAUGUUUACUUCUCUAAGUAAUAAUGAGAAUGAAAACAAAAUCUUUGGCUCUCUGAAGUCAACUAAGAAGACCGGUGAUGGAAUUGAAAAAGUUGAGGGAAAGACACCUAAAGAUCGCCCCGCUGAUCAAGAACCAAAUGAAGAUUUCAGCGCCAAUAGAAAGCGGCGUUUGACAAGAAUUAAAGUCCGAAAGAAAGAUAAGGGCGAAUCCAAACAAGUUGAGGAUCCCAAACGACAGAAGGUGGAGCUGAAGGGGCCUAGAGUCAAACACGUGUGUAGGAGUGCUUCUAUUGUGCUAGGACAACCCAUUGCAACCUUCCCAACAACAGAAGAAAAAGAGAAACCAGAGAAAAUACUUGAUGACGAAGACAAGGAAGUACCUGUCAUUGAAAAAGAAAUACCUACACCUGAUUUAUCCAGUGGUGAAUCAGAAGUGGAUAUUGAAAACAAAGCACCCAUUCAAGAGCCAGUGGUUAUUAAAGAGAUCGAUGCUGAUAUUCCUGUAGAGAAGAAGAGAAAGUCAGAACCAUUAACUACAGUAAAGCUACAGAACAAGUCUGAAUCAAGUGAAGAUGAAAUAGUGAUGGAUCUUGUUCCUAAGAAAACUGUAAUGAAACCUUUGUCCACCAUUACAAAUAUUCGUGGAAGAUCGCAAAAAUAUGGUCAAAAUCGGCCUGAGCUUAUUUGUGUCGACUUUUGGGAGAGUUACGAUCCUGAUGAAGUAUGCAAUUCUGGUUUUGGUCUCAUUGGCACAUCGUCCUUUACUGUAGCAAAAGUUUGCUUCCUUUGCGGCAGUGCUGGCAGAGAAAAGAUGUUGGUGUGCACGAGUUGUUGCGAGUGGUAUCACAGCUGGUGCGCUGAGGACGCUCCAGGCGGGGGCGGAUGGACAUGCGCGCGCUGCGUGUCCUGCGCUGCAUGCUCCCGCGCCGCUGCACGGCUUCGUUGCCGCAGCUGCACCCGACAUUACCACGCUGCUUGUCUUCCCGCUGCGCCACCUGAUCAUCGCAGCGAUUGGCCUCAAAUAUGCAGUGCCUGCUUAAAAUGUAAGAGCUGUGACAGCAGCCGCGUUAGCAAGUUUGUUGGCAGCCUGCCUUUCUGCGGACCCUGCUUCAAAUUGCGCCAGAAGGGCAACUACUGCCCGCUGUGCCAGGCGUGCUACAGAGAUAACGAUUUUGACAGCAAGAUGAUGGAAUGUGGUUGGUGCGGAAGAUGGGUACAUGCAAGCUGCGAGGGUCUCUCUGGUGAGGGGUAUCAACUCCUUUCAGCGUUACCGCCAUCUAUUGAGUACAUCUGCUGCAAAUGCAUGCCACAUGAUCCGCCAUGGAGAACGAUGCUCACAGAACAUCUGAAAGGGCGACUACUGCAUUUGCUCAAGUUACUUGCUAAAAAUAGAAAUGCUUGUGCGUUACUGAAACUUACACCUCACAAAAAUACGCCGGUACCGAACAAACCAUACCGGAUAACAUCACCACAAGCUAUCAGAAAGUUGGAUUUCGACAGUGCUGACGAAUCCAUGAAGACAUCUGAAACAAAAGUUUACAGAAACACUGCUAGAGGCCGCAGAAACAACAACUUAGCGGCAAAUAAGAUUAACGAGUCUGAUGCAUCACAGAUAUGGCAUUGCUCAUCAUUACUUACGGACGUAGAAAUGGAGAAAGAGGACAUUCCUCACACGUCACAUAAAGUAGUGAAUCUCCAGGAACCUCUGAUGCAAAACAAGGAGAUAUGCUUUUCUACUGGACUUUACGGAACAAAGACAGAGUUCGAUGCCCCGUGUAUUGAAGUGCACGAGAAUUAUCCUCCACAGAACAAAUCUGAGAAGGCUACUACAAUGCUGCCAACUACGGUACAUGACGAUAAAUAUGAAGCUAUCUCAGAUGAUGAUGAACCAAUGAAAGUAUUCCCGCAAGCUCGAAGUGAACAGGAUCUCAGUCCAGCUGUGGUAAGAGAACCAUGUCUGGAUGAUAACAUGGAUGAUUUGAACAGGAUUGUGUCGCCGUCUUUAUUGGACAUAAAGAAAAGAGUAAACAGUGACGAAUAUGUCUCACUAAAAGAUUUUAACCAUGAUAUGAAAGAUGUGAUUGAUAGAACAUCUAGUGACGAACUAAAAGUAAUUUAUAAAGAUCUGUUCUCUGAGACAUUUCCAUGGUUUGACUGUGAAAAUAAUUGCCUCCAACCUAAUCUAGAGGUCGAAGGAGAACAAGACGAUACAGACUCUCUAAAAGACCUCGAAAUUGCUGACGAUGAGAGCAUCAAGGCGGCAGUACUAUCCAUUGAGAGACCCCUAGACCAAAUUGUCACAAAAUUGGAGUCUGUUGGAGAAAAAUUCGAAGAAGACCUUUUGGAAUACUAUCCCAUGGUCGAUUCUAGGACUUGUGUUUUAUGCAAGGUGGUAGGCGAUGGUUUGUCAGCUAUGGAGGGUCGCUUGCUGUAUUGCGGUCAGAAUGAUUGGAUCCAUGCAAACUGCGCUCUUUGGUCAGCUGAAGUGUUUGAAGAAAUCGACGGGUCGUUGCAAAAUGUGCAUUCAGCAAUAUCUAGAGGUAAAAUGAUCAAAUGCGCUGCUUGUGAAGUAAAAGGCGCCAGCGUCGGGUGUUGUGCAAAAAAUUGCAGUGAAACCUAUCACUAUGCUUGUGCUAGAAAGGAAAAUUGUGCUUUUAUGGACGACAAAAGAGUUUUCUGUCCCACUCACGGAAAAGAUGUCCCUAGAAAAAGCUUACAGAAAGAUACAGAUUUUGAGUUAACUAGACCUGUAUAUGUGGAGCUUGAUAAAAAGAAGAAAAGAUAUAGUGAAAUUAAUAAAGUGCAGUUUUUAAUGGGUUCCUUGACUGUCCACAGUCUAGGCAAAAUAGUUCCAUCUGUGUCAGAUUUCGAGGAAUUUUUGAUGCCUGUGGACUUUUCAUGCACUCGUCUCUUCUGGUCCUCCAAAAAACCUUCUAAAAUUGUCAGAUACACAAUAAAGACGAAGUUAAUAUUGGCAGAACCAUUGCCGGGAUUCGAUUUAGGUGUGAACAUAACCGUAGACCACACCAUGGAUGUGCAGGUUGUUGAAAGAGUAAUAGCAGAAAUUGGAGCUUGGCAUGAAAGUUUCGAGACAGGUUCAUGUAAAACUGCACUUAUGCUUAAAAAUGAUAAGUCCCCUAUCAAGUUGGGAAAUACAGUAACACUGGAAGAUCUUGCAGUCAAGCAGGUUGUGGAAUAUUUACUUGAUAAUGUUUGUAAGCAAGAACAGCAAGAUGAAGAAGAACCUCAGAAUACUGCAGAUUUAUUACCACCCGAAUUGAAGGACGCUAUUUUUGAAGACCUCAAUCAUGACUUACUGGAUGGUAUAUCUAUGCAAGACAUAUUCCCUAACCCAUAUGAUGACCUUGUUGCAAUGGACUUGAAGAGUGAAUUCUACAGUGCAAUGAGUCAGUCUGAUGAUAAGAGCAAUGACAAAUCAGAUUUUAUAGAUGAGUUAUUGAAUGCUCGACUAGAAUCCGGAAACAAGGAGAUGAAGAGGAGUAAAUCAGAAAUGCUUUUGCAAAACCAUAAUUUGAAAUCGUUAACAACUGGGCGUGGUCAACAAAGAUCUACAAGUCUAACUUGGAAUAGUAAAUUUGACACAAGCUUGUUGUCGUCUACAUUCAAGCGUUGCAAGAUGGGAAGAACUUCCACAAUGACUGGAAAGUUAAGUCCUGUGCAAAGGACUAUAUUAAUUGAAAAUCCUUUGGAGACUAUGAAAAUACCUGAUACCAAUGUAGACAAAAAGCUUAAGGUGGAGGCCAGCGCAGUCAGUAUCAACACCGACGAAUCACCUCACACAUCGGGAAUGAACUACCCUGCGUCAUCCCCUAAACGAAAGGAAGAACUAAAUACAGAAAAAUCUGAUAAAACAGAGGGACAGUACGACUUUAUUGAUUUCUAUACCAAAAUACAGUGCAGCCCUAUAUCUCAAUUGGAUGGCGCUGCAGAUUGGUCUGAAUCUGAAAGCGGCUGUAGCUCUCGAUCUAACAGUCCUCGAGAAAAUGACACUCACUUCACACCUAUUCAACAGUUAGAUGGUGCAGACGAUAAUACAGGAGGGGAUAAUACAAUGAGAAACCCAAAUAAUCAAUUUAUGUACAGAGCGAGUGGCAGUGAAAGUACUUACACUGUUACAAUUGCUGGAAAUACAAUCAAUGGCCAGCCUGAACUGGUGAUGCGGCAGAUAGAUAGUGAUGGUACAUCUGGCCAGAUUGAGCAGUUGGUAAGGUGUGACAGAUGUCAAUGCACAUACCGAAACAAAGAAUCAUACGAUAGACAUGUUCCGUCAUGUGAUAUGAUGUCUACAAGUGAAAGCGAAAGUGAAAAUCCGAAAUCUCCAGAAAACAGAACUCUGACAACUCUACAAAACGCUUUUCAAAGUGCGUUUGCCCAACCAAUGAUAAUCCACGCAGGAGUUGUAAGUGGAAAUGAAAAUAAUGUCAAAGCCGAUGGAAUCGCUGCUAGGCGAACAUCCAUCAACACUCGGCAGAUAACAAUCAACGGAACCAUUGUUGAAACGCCAUCCCCAGGACCGUCCAAUGAAAUGACUAUGACCAUUACUGAGCAGAUGAAAUCUGGUACUGUUAUUUUUGACCAAAGCAAAACUACAAAUGUUCAAGUAUCGGCAAACCAGAAUCUAUUGUCGUCACCGCAAAUUGUUGUGACGCCACAAAUGUUACUCCCUCCUAAGACUAGUUCAGCAAAUAAUCAGAAACUAAUGGCUCCACAAAUCAUAACACAACCUGGCAUCUUACCUUACAAUAUUUGUGUAAAACCUGGAAACGGGACUGGCAACAUUCAGCACAUUCAAGGAGGGGCCGAUAUGGCACAACUAUUAUCUGGACCUGGAGGCAUACAAGUUAUAUCAUCAAACUCUAAUCAAGUCCUAACUAUACCAUCAAAUAAUGCUGGAAACAUUACACCUAUGAUUCAAGGUAAAAACCAAGUUACAAAUUUCCCAAACUUGGCUAGUGCAUCUUCCAUCACUUUGCCAGUUAAUUCAAUCCAAGGUAUGCCUAGCACAUCAAUAAUACAAAAUAUUCAGCCAAUGAUUAGACCGCAGAUACAAGGAAACCCUACUAUAGUUGUUCCUGCUAUGACUACUCAAAGACUUGCAUCACCAAAUUCUCAACAUAAACAGCAACUGAUACUUCCUGGUGGCAAUCAAAAAUCUCCCAAGAAGCAACCUGCGCCUGUGCAACCCAAACCAAUGUUCCAGACGACCAACAGGGGCAGAGGACGACCGAUGCCAAAGCCAACAACAAUUAAGCGUCACACAAAAUUAGAGAAGACAUUUACAGCAAUUAAUCAGUCCCCACUAGGUGCAGGUAACACUGUAAUACAACUGCAGACAAAUAAUCAGGCUGGACAACCCUCGAUAAUUGUACAACCAGUGGCAAAUCAAAACAUAAUGUCUGCUUAUGUGGAAGCUCUUUCUCAACAACAGAAUCAAAAUAUGCAAUACAUCGCAACAAUCGCCCCGCAAGGAGACUUUAAAACAGGUCCAACUCAAUUUAUAUCUCAAGGUGGUCUUGUGCCUCAAACCUUCCAAAUUCAACAAACUGAAUCUGGUGGUUUAGUUGCUGUGCCAAGCGGCGGGAUCCCUGUAUUGUUGCCACAAGGGAAUGUUGGCAUUUUGCCCCAGGCUCUGCAACAAGGAGCUACAAUCUUACCACAGGGGACUAUACAAACUCAAGGAAUUAUCUCUCAAGGUCCAAACGGCCCUACCAUUCUGCCACAAGCGAUUCAUACCCAGAACGGGACUACUAUAAUACCGCAAGGAACUAUACAAGGAUUGACUCCCGGGAAUAUCACUUCUCAAACUGCGACACUACUGCCUAAUAAUACACUACAAACGGCAGGUGCCACGGUAGUGCCUCAGAGCGGUAUCGGAAAUGGCCAAACUGCAAUCAUACCAAAUACCGGUUUACAAUCACAAGGUAACACACUGAUAUCUCCCGCAUCUGGAGCUACGAUUUUGCCACAAGGAACGCUCUUGCCGCAAUUUUGCAAUGAUCAAGUGCUUUUAGGCUCGACGCCAACGUUAGAAAUGGUUACUGACCCAUCAGGGUGCAUGUAUUUGACUACAACCCAGCCUGUUUAUUAUGGUUUAGAGACUAUAGUGCAGAAUACAGUGAUGUCUUCGCAACAGUUCGUGUCGACCGCAAUGCAAGGCGUACUUGCCCAAAACAGUAGCUUUUCCGCCACAACAACUCAAGUAUUCCAGGCCAGCAAAAUAGAACCCAUAGUAGAGGUACCUACAGGAUAUGUAGUUGUCAACAACGUCGGAGAUGGAGUAGCUGCUUCAACACCAAACGUAGUGUCAGCCCAGACAGUACAGUCAUCACCACAAACUAUGAAACCCAAGCCAAAUGUUCCUAACUUGACGUUGCAACCUCUUCCUGACAAGACUUCUGGAAAUAGUACUAGCAGACAAACACCUAAAGUAAUACAAAUGAGUUCCACACCAGCUUCAAUUGCUGCACAAUCUGUUCCAGCGACUAUAAUAACAGGAAGACAGAACAUGAAUCCCAUAACAUCUCAGAUACACAACAUGACGCUAUCGAGCACAUCUCAGAACUUGCAGAGAUCGAAUAUGUCUAAAUCUAACACUGUAUCGAUGUCACCAAAUGUAACUUUUGUAUCUUCUAUGGGACAGCCAGUGAUGGCAAUCUCUCAAUCUAUCCCAAAUUCGGUGUCGUCCUUCACCAUGCAGUCGAUACCUUUGUCUCAGCCAAUAGUAUCUAGUUCUAUUGCACCAUCUGCUAGCAAAAACAAUAUGAAGAUAGAAAAUUCACAUGUGAUUGAAAUAAGUGGAAAUCUACAAGAUAAUCACAAUUCUUCAAUGCCAACUAUAAGUGUUACACAAAGUAUUAAAUCGCCGACUCCAUGGCGACAAAUAAAUACUCCAACAAGUAGCGGCGACAUGAAAUUGGAACUACAGGGCUUAACUCCGAAAACAAGCACCUCCAUUAAUACGCCUUCAAUUAGUAUUCAAAGUACUGUAAUACCUGCUAGAUCAAUGACUCUAAAUGACCCUGAGAAAGGAAAUCAAAGUUGCCUACUCUCAAAUAGUAACAGCCAAAUAUCCGGAGUGAAUUUGCACUCUCAUCAAUUUGAUUCAAAUUUAAAUGUAAGCCACCAUUCAUCAGCCCAUACUACUUCCAACAAUGUGAUACAAAUUACCGCAGGAAAUAUCUACCCUCCUUCGUCAGUCAUGAACAGCAAUUUUGAUAUUGACACAUCAAUGAAGUUGAGCAAAAUUAAUUCGCUGACGAAAUCUGAAGCUGGCCAUUUGAGCUUCUCUCCAGAGUUGCUGAUUCCCCAUUCUCAGCAUAACGAAAAAUCGUUCCAGAAUAUCGGCAGUAAUGACAAUAAGCAUAAUAUUGAUAGCAUGAGCAAUCAAUUAAGCAUGCACAACAAGCUGAAUAGUUGCCAAGUUGCAGGCAACAUCGGAACUACGCAGGCUAUUAGCAUUAUACCCCAUAACGUGAUGCGUCCACAAAUCCAAAACAAUCAGAACACAAUUUCAGUACCAAACAACCAAAAUCCGAUGUGUUCUAUUAGCAACUCUACCCAUGGACAAGUACAAUUACUGAAUUCUGGAAAUAAUUCACUACAAAAUGUAAACGUAUCUUGUCAAGAGGUAUCGAACAGUAGAAUAAACAUUACUGUUUCAAGUGACAACAACAUACAAACGAGCCAGCAACAUGAAAUUAUCAGCAAUCCAAUGAGUACUACAAACAUGAGUCAUGGGAAUAUGCAAAUGAUGUCACACGAUAAUAGCCAACACUCCACUUCGAACCAAAUCCACAUCAUGAAUGGUCAGAUUCAACAUAACCGCCAAGUGGAUAACAGCAGCCAGUUGCAACAGAUUAACACCGUAUCAACUAACAGAUCUUUUCACGAGAAUGUGGUUAGUGGGCAGCAACAAGCCCACAAUCAAACUGGUAUUCUUUCCAACAGAAAUACGCCUGAUAACAGUAAUUUAAUUAACCAAACCAUGAGCAUGCACAAUUUGGGCAGCAACCACAGCAUAAGUAGGUCUGACAUGAACGAUAUCAGCCAUAUGCACAUGCAACAACCAAUAUCUAAUAUAAACAACGUGCAAAAUAACAGAAUGAUAAUGGAGAAUUUACAAUCACAUGCCAUUAACAACAUGAGCCAUCAAAUACAUUCUAAUAGGUCAAUUGACAAUAUGCAUAGUACGCAGUUGCAUGGUAUGCAACAGAUGAACCACCACAUGAAUAGUAGCAGGCAACAGAUAGACAACAAUAUGCAUGUCAAUCAAAUAUCGAUGCAGAACAGGCAACUUGACAAUGUCAGCCAUCACCACCAACAUCAGAUGUCUAAUGGCAUGCAAAUGCAAAACAACCGCCCGCUUAUGGAUAACAACAUGAUGGGCAUACACCACAAUGUAACGAAUCAAAUGCACAAUCGUCAACAGAUGGAUAACAGUAUACACAUGCAUCAUAUGACAGCAAGUAGUUCAAACUUGAACUUAGGUAAUCCUAUUGAUAAUACUGGUACCAUGACCGGUAUACAUGGCAACAGACACGAUAACAGCGCCAUGUCUAUGCAAAAUGCCAUUAACCAGAUGCAAAAUAACAGAAAUUCUUUAGAUUCUCAUACAUCUAUGAUGCAACAUCAAAUUAAUAAUAUGAAUAACUUGAAUAAUAUGAACAUGCACAGCAACAUCAAUAAUUCCUUGCAAAUGAAUAACUCUAAUCAUCAAUCUAUGAGUAGCUCAUUGAUGCAUGUUCCCAAUAUUCCGGAUAUUAAAAAUGACAUUCAAAGUUCGUGUAGCGGCAGUUGCUCCAACAACACAUCACAAUUUACUGGUAAUCAGAAUACCUUUGAAGUGUGUUCGAAUAUGAGUUCCAGCAACAACAUCAAUAUGAGCACGGGCAAUAUCAUGCACGGCAUGAACGUUACCAACACAAAUAUGUCUAACAACAUGAUGAUGAAUGCUGUCAACAGCAGUGCUAUGUAUGGAGCCAGUGGUCAGAGCAAUAUGUCUGGACACGAUAUACUAAUGAGCUGCAAUACUUCCUCAGAUCACGGCAUUACUAACCUUAUUUCCGGCAACUCAAAUCAUAUGAUGAUGACCAACACACAACCUCAUACGAAUAAUAACCAAAAUCAAAUCCUAGGCGGUCCAGUUCCGAAUACAACACAAAUAAAUAUUAACAGUAGUAAUAUGACCACAAACAGUACAGCGCAAAACCAAAUUACUAACAUGGAAAAUCAAAUUAAUAGAACCAGUAUGCAAGUAAAUGAAACCAAAUUCACUCAAGAUUCACUUAGAAGCAAAAGUAUGAUGGGGCCAGCCACCAAUGCCAAUCUAUCCAUGUCAAACAAUGAUUGUGCCAAAGUAAAUAUUGUUGGUAAUGAUAAACAGAACCAUACUAUAUCAGUGAGUAAUCAAAUUGGAUACAUGCAAAUGAAUUCACAAAACAACAGAGUAAUUAAUCUUCCGGAGCGAAAUAGGUUAACCAAUACGAAUUUGGAAAAUAAUAUGAAUCAACAUGUUUCACAGCAGCAUAACAUUCGAGUCGUCACCAAUAAUACAAAUAAUAGUGUGCCGGACCCCAUAACAUUCCAACAAAAAAGUGAAACCACCAGCACUAUGAUCAAUGUGCCCUUCCAAGCUAUACCAAAUAGUGCACCAAUGAAUAUAAAUGUGAAUUCAAGCAACAACACUGUCAACAUAACCGUCCAGAACAAUCUAGUAGAUCCCAAAAUAGCUUCAAAAGCUGCCGCUGAUAUUAGCUUUCCUCUUCAAACAAAUACUAACAUGUUACAGAAUCAAAACAGCACUGGUAAUAUGAUAUGCAUACCUGUACAGAAUAAUACUAUCAGUUUACCUACACAAAAUAGCUCCAGUAUUACGUUGCCUAAGGCUCCGCCCACUCAGCAAUCUGGCAUUCCUACGAAUGUCGUGAACCCGAUGUCAAUGAGACCAAUGAACAGGGUGUUGCCCUUACACAGAGAUAGUCAAAGUAAAACUGCAAAAGGUCCAAACGCUACAAAAACUACUGUUCCUAGACAAAGGGCGGUGGGCCACGAUAUGCCAGAUCUCAACAUAAAGGACGAAACUAUUGACAGUGAUUUGGAAAAAGCUAUUGAAGAAUCCAAGCGAAUGAUGGAGUUGGAAAGAACCAAGCGUGAAAAGGAAGAACGUGAUGCCACUCGAGCUAUUCAACUGUCGGCAGAAAUACAUUCAAAUACAAACGAUGCUGCGACUAACAAUACAGAGAGCACAGAAAGCGAACAUAUUGAGAAUGCCCCAAAAAUGACUUCUUUACCAGAUCUAGAUGCAGACAUUAUUGUGGUCGAACCUCCAAAAGUAUUGAUUGAAAAAGAGCAGAAUAAAAUGUCUGUAACACCCAAAGCGCCAAGCUCUAUACCUAAAGUUAUCAAACGUCCCUUGUGUGACAAAAAGAGCGAAAACGAACCAGUGAUCUUAAAGAAACAAAGUAAAAUCUCGAAAGAGAAUAAAACAUCCCUACCAAAGCAAGGUACUGAACCACCAAAAGAUGAUGGACCCAAGUUAAUCUACGAAGUCACUUCUGAAGAUGGCUUUAGUUAUUCAUCGUCGUCUCUGACUGACCUGUGGGCAAAAGUGGUAGAAGCAGUUCAGAAUGCGAGAAAACAAUCGGGAUUGCCGCUGAUUCAGUACAAUUUGCCUUCUUGUCUAGCAGGAGCUCACUUACUUGGCCUUAACAAUAAUGCACUAAGAUAUCUUGUUGAGCAGUUGCCAGGGGCAAGUCGGUGCACCAAGUAUAAAAUACGUCAGGGUCGUCAACUUAACAGUUGGGACAAUGAUUUGGACCUGAGUGAAGGCUUCAAGGAGAGUCCUUGGGGUAGUGCUCGGACAGGGCCCGUUGCUCGAAAACUGACUCACGAUAUGUUCAGUUGGAUGGCGUCGCCAUUCAGAGAAGAACCUCCGCCGUACGGCGGUCAGGAUGGGGAGAGCUCCAUUUCAAGGCGUCUAGCAACUUUACCCCCAGCUAUGAGAUUCAGGCAACUGAAGGAGACAGCAAAGGCAUCGGUGGGUGUCUACAGGUCUCACAUUCACGGACGCGGCUUGUUUUGCAAACGAGAAAUUGAAGAAGGUGAUAUGGUGAUUGAAUACGCAGGCGAAGUGAUUCGCGCUGUCUUAGCGGAUCAACGCGAGAAGAAGUACGAAGCAAUGAGCGGUCGUCGUGGUGUAGGCGGUUGCUAUAUGUUCCGCAUCGACGACAACCUAGUGGUUGAUGCCACUCUCAAGGGAAACGCUGCACGAUUCAUCAACCAUUCUUGCGAUCCCAACUGCUACUCUCGCGUGGUGGACAUCCAUGGCCACAAACACAUUUUGAUCUUCGCAUUGCGUCGCAUCACUGUAGGAGAGGAACUUACCUACGACUACAAGUUUCCAUUUGAAGAGGUUAAAAUACCCUGUACUUGUGGAGCGAAGAAGUGUCGCAAAUACCUCAACUAAAUGAGAAUAGUACAAGUGAAUAUCUAAGCUUGUGUUAAAACCAUGAUAUUUUGAGGUCUAUUAUGUUUUAACUAAUUGACAUUGUGUAAAAAGUGAUACGAAUUAGCUAUUGCAAUGAGGGCACCGUAAUACAAAGUAAUGGCAGACUUUUAAAGACACCUUCAUUCCAAUACCUAACAUCAAUUGAAGCAAUUUAAGCCUCAGCGGCUUCGAUAGCAUAAUCUUAGAAGUACAUAACAGGAUUAGGCCUAUAACUAUAGAUUAUACAUGUAUGAAGAAUAAGAUUGUGAAAUCGGAAUGUGGGAAUGAAAACUGAUGGAUCUCCAGAAUUAUCAAUUCUAAAUAUAUUUUUAGGAUUUAGUGUGGGGAAAUGAAUGCAUGAGGGGGAAAUACUGGGUCGAGCACAAUUUUUAUAUGUACAUAAUUUUAUAUGUAAGAAGAUAAGUCAAAAUCACAUAUCGCGCUUUUCCCACCACCUAUUUUGACGUUGAAAUAUAUACCUCUCGAGUGUUGAGACAUUGAAAAGUUAUACGUGAAUCUUGUAAUGAUCUCUUUCUUGAAUCUGCCCAGUGUUUAGAGAUGUUGGACUGUAACAUAAUUCGACUUUACUUAAAAUAAUCUUAUUUUGUGAUAAGCUUAUAUUUUAUACUUUUUGUAAAUAUUUUAGUUGUAUUGUUUUUGAAGUUAUUUGAUGAAUAAGAUUAGUGGUGAGCGGUUUAAGUGUGAGCACUUAAUUCGAUGUGAUAUGUGUUAGCCCCAGCGGCAGUAGACAAGAUGGUUAGUGCGUAGUAGUGUAUGUUGUUGUUCCUCAUUUGUAUCCUUAUUUCUCUUCAUUUGUGAUCAGUUAAGUCUCGACUAACAUAGCGGCGUACGUGUACAUAUUGAUGGAGAUUUAGACGAGUAAUAACGCAAUUAGUACAUUCGAAAAGGGUAGGAAAGUUACAAGUACAAUGUUACUUUUUAGUAAUUUUAACAAGUAUUGUAUAGCUAAUUUGUAAAUAAGAGGAAAAAUAUGUCAUAAUAAUGAGGUUAAGCGACAAAUCGUUUAUUGUAGUCAUAGUGGUAGAUUGUACUUUAUAGAGUAUAUUAAAGUGUUGUUCUAAGUUAUUCGAUGUAUGGUACGUCUCGCGGCGAGUAGUGUCCGGCUAUUCCACGGAAAUGCACAUGCGACAAAGUAUCCACGGCUCCAGCUAUCACAAUUGUUCGUUACAGAAAUGCACAUUAUUUAGCUUUAAUAUUUUAGCACUGUUUCAUUGACAUAACUACGCUCCGUUAUAACAAACCCCGUGUAUAAUAUAGUUAAAGCAAUUGCCAUUUCUGUAUAUAAAGGUUUUAAUUAAAAUUGAUCAUCACAUUAUUAACAUCACGCUAAGCUACUAGUGAUAGAUGUUCUCUUCUACGAUUUUAGGAAUGAAUGGAUUUAAAUAAUUAAUAAAUAUAACGCGCAAUAUAGAAAAUGGUUGUAUUAACCAAAUGAUAAAGAGUUAAAUGGUACAUUAUAUAUGCCGUAGGCUGAAACGCUGUAAAAUUAGUCACUGCGUCUUACGGUAGCAGUAUUAAAGAAUAAUUCCUUGUCCCAAGUAUUUUAUAAAUAAAUCUAUAGACCAGAUUUAAACUAUGUAGUGGGAGUUUACACAGGGUGAAAAAUUUUAAGCGAGCUUCCUAUCCUAAGAGUUAGGUAUCAACAGCAACUUGUUUUUAGGAAAUUAUACUGACGAAUUGCAAAACAGGAAGUACGUAACUUUUCCAAUUAUUGGGUCUGCAUUAUUUCCAAAAAACAGGGGGUUAAAUGUUUGGUUAGCAAUGGCUUAUGAUGGUUGCCGUAGAAGCGCUACUUAACUGCGGACGGGUAACAAUGAAGCCGCGUAAAAUUUUUACCUUUGUUAUCGUUUUUCAUUCAAACUUAGUAAUUGAUAAUAUAUGGUGCACUUUAACAUCUAUCUGUGUGUGUAGUAUUUUGUUUGUUAACUUAUGCUGAAUUGUAUUCAAAGUUAUGGUAUUAAUUGUCAUAGGUAAUAUUAAUUGAAAUUUAUAACAGUAGAUAUUCCGCGAUUUUAUCAAUUCAAGAUUAAUUAUUAUUAAUGAAAAAUGUGACAUGUAAAUAAUCAAAUUGGGAUUCUGACAUAAUAAUAUUUAUAAUUAGUAUAUUACCCUAGAAAAUUUUCUUAUGUAUGUAAUGAGAAUUAUUACAAUAACUUUGACAUGUGACAUAGAAUUUAAUAUAACUAAAUCCAUGUCAAACUUAACGCUUAACUCCCUGAUAACUUCGUGAAAUCUUGAGUAUUCGUUACGACGUGGAUUUAGUUAUGGCAUAGUGUUACAAUUUCCUUUUAAAAACGUUUGUUGUUCUGUUUAUGAAAGUUAGUCAAUGUUGUAGCAUACAUCGAGUUAUGAUAAUAAAAGUACAGGUAAUUUUAAUCAUCUAAAAUUACGAUAAUAAUUAUAAUUCUCUAUUUUUGAACACUAAUUUUGUAUUUGCAUAAGGUUAACUAGAAAUCAUUUUUCUUUCCUCCUUUUUUAUUAUUGUGUUUUUAAACGGAGUAUUAUUAGGAUCCGAUGGACAGUUGUUAGUUACUUUGAUUCAAUGUUUGUAUUCGAUUCAUGCUGAAACUCACCAACUAUAAUUGUAAAAGUAAACGUCUAUGUACUAGGACUAGGGUGUAAAGUUUCAUAGCACUCGUUUUUCAAGAAAUCAUGCGUCUGUUCAAAAGAACGUAUGAUAAAAUAAAAAUACGCUUUUAAAUUAUAAUAAGCAUGUGCAUUUUAUUAGUCCUGUAUUACAAACACAAGUUGAAAAAAAAAAAAAACAACAUCACUAAGUGAUGAAAGAUUUUGUGUUAAUUAAGUGCAAGCAUCUGCUCUUGAUAUUAUUUUGUGUUUUAAAUAAUGCUUUUAUUUCUUAAUGUACACAAUGCCAUUUUGCCUAAUGUUAUUAUAAAUCAUUAUAUUAAUUGCUUUAAAAGCACCAACUUUACAAUGCAUAGUUCUAUGACCUGUCUAUACAUUUUAUUACUUUAUUUAUUUCUAUAAUUAUUUUGUAUUGUGGUAAAUUUUACCAAAAAUAAAAAUACUAAAAUGUGCUUCA